Molecule: messenger RNA, 2053 nt
Organism: Onthophagus taurus
Lineage: Eukaryota; Metazoa; Arthropoda; Insecta; Coleoptera; Scarabaeidae
Product: trehalose transporter 1-like protein
Biological process (GO): transmembrane transport
Cellular component (GO): membrane
Molecular function (GO): transmembrane transporter activity
Source: RefSeq, a predicted model, not a curated record
GUUAAACUUAGCAAGUAGUGUCAGUUGCGACGAUAGCGUAUCGUUCAACAGUCGAAAAAAAAAUAAUAAUACGUCAUGUCUUAGAUAUUAUGAGUAGGACAACACCCAUUCGUAAAAUAUUUUUAUUAAACCUUGGUUAUGUGGUUACCGAAACAUUCGGUUCGCGAUGUUUCCAAAGUGUACAUUAAUCAAAAUCAAUGGGAAAUUCGCUCAAACACUUGCUGCUGUAACAGUGAACUUAUUUAUAAUAGCCGAUGGAAUGCACUAUGGUUGGUCAUCGCCGAUAAUUCCAAAAUUAAAAUCGGCGGAUCCACAAAUACCAUUAGAUAAGACUUCAAUAACAAUACUAGAAACAAUGUAUUUAAUCGGUGGUUUAGCUGGAUUACCAGCUACAAUGUAUCUAACCGACAUAUUAGGAAGGAAAAUCGCUAUUUUAUCAGCAAGUGUAUUAAAUUUGCUUUCCUGGAUUUUAAUAGCAUGCACAACAAACAUCUAUGUUUUGUAUAUAGCAAGAUUUUUAGCGGGAAUGACAGCGGAUAUGGGUUUUGUAUCAAUACCGAUGUACACAGCUGAAAUAUCAGAUAAAAAUAUUCGUGGAGCUUUAACUGGAUUUGUUUUGGUCGCAACAAUCUUAGGAGUUAUCAUAAUGUACAGCGCAGGGCCGUUUUUAACAAUUUCCGAAUCCGCAUUAAUCGGAGCCGGGUUAAAUGUAAUGUCGAUAGGAACGUUUAGUUUUUUACCUGAAUCUCCGUAUUAUUUACUAAAAAAUAACGAUGAAGAGAAAGGUAGGAAAUCGUUAAAAUUGUUUCGAAGGAAUUCAAAUGUUGAACAAGAAUUGGACGAGAUUAGGAUUGCCGUUGAACGUCAACGAUCUGAAAGAGGAAAAUUUAUCGAAUUAAUUGCGAAUAAAGGUAAUCGAAAAGCAAUGAUAAUAAUAACAGUAUUAAGUGCAACGUUACAUUUCGGUGGAAUGAGUGUUAUUACAAUGAACUUGAACGAAAUAUUUUCGGAAGCUGAAGAAUUUUUGUCGCCGGAAGCAUCAAGUAUAAUUUGUUCUAUAGUAAUGUUAAUCGGAGUUAUUAUAGCGUUAAGAUUAGUCGAUAAAUUUGGUAGAAAAAUACUUUUGUUUACUUCUUGUGUAUUAACAGGUUUAUCUUUAACAUUAUUAGCAACUUAUUUUGUUUUAAAAGAUAACAACUAUCAUUACAACAUCCAUUGGAUACCGUUGUUUGCUGUUAUUUGUUAUUCCGUUUUUUUAAGAAUUGGAAUAUGCCUGGUUCCUUUGGUUAUGAAUGCAGAAAUUUUUCCAUUAAACGUUAAAUCUAAAGGUAUGACGUACGGUGAUUUUAUCGGUAUAAUAAGUGGUAUUAUUUGUAUCUAUAUUUAUCAAGAAUUAACUCAUAGAUUCGGAAUUUAUUAUCCCUUGUAUAUUUUCGCUACCUGUUGUAUGUUGACUGCCUUUUUUACCGUUUUUUUUAUACCCGAAACGAAAGGAAAAACUUUAGAAGAAAUUCAAAUGAUUUUAAGGGGGGAAAAAUUAAAGGGAUCCGAAGAAAUUAAAGACGUUAAUGUAUAAUUUAUUUUAAUUUUUUUAUGGUUUUAUAUAUUUAAAUAAUAUAAUUAAUAAAUAAUUCAAAAAAUAUCUUAUUUUUAUUAACUCAACUCAACACUAAGAAAAUUAUGGUCUUCCAACCAUUUUUUUCGACGUAUUCGAAGUCAUCCGCGAUUAUUCCUUUUGAUAGAAGAGAAGUCAGCCGCCCCAAGUACCACGAACAAAACUUGUGGCAACCAACGUUUUUGAAAUCAGAAAUAAGAAGUAACAGAAAUAAGUAUUACGAGUAGAGUUGAUAUAAGAAAUAAUCUCGGCCGAUUUCGAAAACGUGUUGCUCCAAAAAGCCAGGAAACAGCUCCUCGCAAAUGACGAUUGUCGAAUUGACCGAAUGUGACAGCGUUUAGUCUUGCUGAGGAAUGAAUCAUUCUUGGCCAAAGUGUUCCGGUACUCACAACUCCAGAAGUCAGAUUUCAGUUAAAUAUGUCGAGUUUGGACUCAUUU